Molecule: messenger RNA, 1680 nt
Organism: Mangifera indica (mango)
Lineage: Eukaryota; Viridiplantae; Streptophyta; Magnoliopsida; Sapindales; Anacardiaceae
Product: tRNA (guanine(26)-N(2))-dimethyltransferase
Exons: 6
Coding region: 34-1440 (468 amino acids)
Biological process (GO): tRNA N2-guanine methylation
Cellular component (GO): nucleus
Molecular function (GO): RNA binding
Source: RefSeq, a predicted model, not a curated record
UAAGAGCCCUACAAUUUCCCCGCACUGUUUACUAUGGCACCCAAAACCCUCAGCCCUUCCCCAUCUCCAUUACUCCAUAACCCAUUAUCAAAACCUCAAAAUUGUAGCCCUAAAGCUAAACCCCCAACUUCACACCGAACUUCACACUUUAAUCCACUAAUCCUCACAAAUGAGGACAACCCAUUAUCCAAUUCCCAAAACCCUGAUCAUAAACUCUUAUAUUCAAACCAUGUUCCAAACUUUAGCCCACCAAUUAUCACAAAUGAACUCAAAUCGACUUACCAAAGCGAAAGGGGUCUCAAAUUUGAGACCGAAGAUACCUUCUUUCGCCAUGAGAGCGCCACUGGGCGUGACCUCGGCGUGCUCUCAGCGACACUUUACAAGCAAUCAAAGGGACAAUUACGUGUGCUUGACGCGAUGUGUGGUUGUGGAGUUCGUUCCCUCCGAUACUUGGCUGAAGCUGAAGCCGACUUUGUGAUGGCCAACGAUGCAAAUGAUGACAACAGGAGGGUUAUUGUGGGUAAUUUGAGAAGUAUUGAGAGGGGUUCAGGGGAGGACAAGAGAUGGGUGGUUACACAUUUUGAUGCAAACAGAGUUUUAUCUGAAUCUUAUUUGAAAAGGGAAUUUUUCGAUUUGAUUGAUGUUGACUCAUUUGGGAGUGAUUCUAGUUUCUUAAGGAAUGUCUUUAAUGCCAUAAAGUUCGAUGGAUUGCUGUAUUUAACGUCCACCGAUGGCUACUCUUCCGGCGGUCAUCGGCCUAAUUGUUCAUUAGCUGCAUAUGGAGCAUAUAUUCGCCCUAUGCCAUAUUCAAACGAGAUUGGUUUGAGGAUGCUUAUAGGUGGGGCAGUACGGGACGCUUCUGCUCAAGGUUAUUAUGUUACUCCUCUUUUUUCAUAUUAUUCAUACCAUGGACCUGUUUUCAGAGUCAUGUUCAGAGUAAAUCGUGGCUCCUUACCAGAUAACAGAUGUUAUGGUUUCGUUAGCUACUGUACCAGUUGUGGGAAUUCUCAAACGUAUUCCUGGGAAGAACUUGGUCAAAUCUGCUGUCCCUGCAGCAAUAAUAUUGGUUCUAGCUCCCUGGUUGUUUCAGGGCCCCUGUGGACAGGCCCUCUUCACAAAGCUUCUUAUUUAACAGAUAUGUUAAAUUUGGCUGAGCAGAGGGGAUGGGUGGGCAAUGGUACAGGAACUAAUCUGGAAAAACUUUUAAAACGGAUGAUAGAUGAAAGUGACCCCAGACUACCAGUUGGGUAUAUCAAAUUGGACGAGAUGGCAAGCAGAGCAAAGGUGGAUUCUCCUUCUCUAGGUAUUAUUAUGAGCGCCAUGCACAGGGAAGGAUAUGCUGUUAGUAGGUCGCACAUUGCCUCCAACGCAAUCAAGACUAAUUGUUCCAUGACACAAUGCAUCAGGAUUGCCAAGCAACUUCAAGGAUGCUCAGGCUAAUAUUUUUGGUAUUUAAUAGACUGACAGUCACAUUAGAAGCUGCACAUUAUUACUUCUUCCCAGGAAAAAUUUUGCAGAUUGCUAUUCUGAAAUGAUUUACAUAUCGUUCAUCUAUCAAGUUUAAUCAUUCAAACAACUGGCUGCACAUUGAAAUACUAUGUUACUACAAGCACCGAAUGAAAGAGUUGAAAAUCAAGUUGUAGUCAAACUCAUUUUUGAAUCAGAAUCCUUGUUAUUGUA